Messenger RNA from Chara braunii, 2959 nucleotides. Lineage: Eukaryota; Viridiplantae; Streptophyta; Charophyceae; Charales; Characeae. The record is from the annotation of a GenBank genome assembly.
UGCUUCUUCCACAGGGUUUGGUCAACCUCGCUAGUUUGGACUAUACGUGAGACAGGUGUAAUCCUCAAGCCUCGCGAUAUCAGGCGCCAUGGAAGCCGAGCCCGGAGGGGUGGAAGAACGGCGACAAGCUCGAUCCCCCCCGCCGGGACCGGAGGCGUUGGAGGAAGAUAACGAACGGGUGAGGGAGCUGCUCCGCCUUUGCUAUGAGGAGGGCAUUCUUCCCAGCAACAUAGAUCCAGGGGAAAUGACCGUACAAGAUCGGGGAGUCAGAUUUAAAGUUAGAGAGUCUAUCGAUAGAAUCAAGUUGCAGUGGCUCAAGGAGCGAACCGUAACCAUCAUAUUAAGAGAAGCAGCCCGGUUCCUCGCUAGGAGUGUCAAGGAAGACCUUAUCAGAGCUUACGAGGAUGAGCGACUCCAGGCAGGUGAUUUCGAGUCAAGCUUCCGACGGGGCAGAGUCAAGAUUGAAAGCUUAAACGUUGCCUCGUACGUCGCCAAGAGUACUAUCAUCCAUGAUUGGUUGAUCGAGAAGGAACUGGCCGAGAUCGUCCUCGGUGGUUCUACCUAUAGGUUGGAAUUUAAGUUGUGGCUUACUUCAGCACAACUCAGAGAACAGAGGAGAUUAGAUGAUCUGGGCACCUUUUGGGUGAUUGCGGUGCAAGUACCGCUUGACACCAUGUUUUAUUUGGAGACGCAUGUUAGGAGAGCGAUUGGACCAGUUACCCGCGUACAUCCGUCGGAACAAGACAGGCUCAAACCUUCGCUCGUCAAUAUCAAAUUCGAGUUGGAGUCGGAUGCAAGACCUAACAUGAAGGACUCCAUUACGGUGGAGACCUUUGAAGGAGACGAACUGACUGUCAAACUGGCAUCGUCGGAUACUCCUCGGUGCCAACGGUGCCGUGCUUUCUUCCACACAUCUGAGCAGUGCAGGCGCAAUAACAACCGCUCGAGGCAGCAAUCAGACGCUCCUUCACAAAUAGAAGGCCUGUCGAUUGGACAAGAAGCAACUCCAAGGCCUAUUUAUCAGGGUCCGCUGAGAGGAGGAGGGGCUCAUCCUACAGCUUCGGUUCAAAGCCAGGCAGGACAAUCAGUUCAAGGUGGCCCAGUGGUGGGGGCAGGUUAUGCGAGCAUGUAUCAGAACCCCUCCUUUUUGGCUUCACCUUACUCAGGGCAAGUCAACGCUCUUUUGGCACAAUUACUCCAAGAGCUGUUGCAAGCAGGAGGGCACCCGCUGAUGCAACAACCGUUGUUUCCUCAACAAUCAGGCAUAUUUCGACCUCCUUUCAAUCUGGAUGCAACGGCGGGCUUUCAACCGUAUCAACCAGUCCAGGGUCCUGGGAUCCAGUCCAUGGCUCUGGCCGGAGGAAGUGGAAGAAUUAUUGACCAGUCAGCCAGUACGCAGCUCAAUCAGGGAGGACCAGGUGGCGCCAACAGCAGUCACUUGAGAGGAGGUGAAGUUAGACAGGAUCCAGAAGCAUCGGGCGGAAGACUUCGGGGUGAUACCCCGGGGAAACAUUGCAGAGGUGAGAGUGGUGGUUCAGAUCUACUUCGAGAAGAAUCUAUAACCUCUACACCAAGAUCGGAGAACUCAGGCGAGGGAGAAACAAUCAUUGGCACUACGGGCAUGAAGACCACAAGACGAAGAACUCCUACCUCCUUGGCCCGUGGGCAGCUUAACAUUGUGGAGCAGAAGGUUCUGCCCAUUAUGUGCACAACGCUAAGAAGCAGCUUUUGGGUUAUUGCUUGGAAUGGUGCGGACGGAGUACCGGAGUUAUUCAGUACUCCCUCCCCAGAGCAACCGAUGCCUACGGCUGUCACCUUGAUUGUCCAGAUGGCGGUCAGAGGCAAGUUUUUUGUACGACUCAUUCCAGACGAGCCAAUGGUCAGCGACGAGGAGCUGCUCUUCCUCACCGGGGAGAAGGAGGUGAGCGAGCAGGUCGCCCGCAGUCUGUGGCACGACGACCUCAAGCUCCUCGUCGUGACUCGCGGAGAGGAUGGCGCCGACUUCUACACGAARAGCUUCUCYGGACACGUGGACUCGUUCAAGGUCGAGACKAUCGACACCACCGGCGCAGGGGAUGCUUUCGUCGCGGCGUUGCUUGUCCGGAUCGCGGCUGAUCGGUCCAUCUUGGACGACAAAUCCAAGCUCGAGUCCACGCUGCGAUAUGCUUGCGCCGCCGGUGCCAUCACCACCACAGAGAGAGGAGCGAUCCCGGCUCUCCCUACUCCCGAGGCCGCCCUCGCGCUUCUGGCGAAAAACGUGACUGUCUAGAGCCCUCUUCACAGCGUUGGGAUCCUUAAUUGGGGUCAAGCGGAAUUUCGCGAUGCACCUCAUCGUCCCGAAAAAAAACUUGAGGCUGAACUUGCCGUCGGUCCUUGAUUUUUCCCUUCUUCGUUCCGUUUUCCACAUCUCCCGCUCUUUUAUCUCAUGGCCUUUCUUCCUCCCGCACAAUCGUUUCAUCUCAUUGCCUUUCUUCGUUCCAGACCAUCGGUAAGUGAGCGGAUGACUGUUUGUUGUUUGAAAUUGGUAGGUGCGGUGAUGUGUCUCUUUGUUUUUUUAUUCUUUUUUCCGUUGAUUCUGUCGGCUUCGCGAUGGAUCUGCGUUUCACAUAUUCAUUAUGAUUAUUCAUUGAAUUUCGUGAAUAAGUACGGCAUUGUUCGUGCAUUUUUUAUUUUUCAUUCUUAAGAUGUUUGGCGACAUUUCGCGUUCUGCGAAGUGAAAAUUUUUCGUUUCCGAUUGGUUUCCCACUUGCGGGGACAAAUGCUGAUGCCGAUUCCACUCUGAUGAGAGAUUUGUGUUCAUUGAUUACAUUUGUCAAUACGAUCCAUUAAAGAGUCGGGGGGCAGGGAGUCGGAGGACAGGGGGAUAAGGUUAUGGGGUUUCUCCUUUUUUCUGUAUUCGAUGAACAUUGCUCUUUUCCAUCAUUCUUCAAUUAUUCCUUAACAAACGCUCUGAACAACA